Solanum tuberosum (potato) is the source of this 2058-nucleotide messenger RNA. Its product is annotated as subtilisin-like protease SBT1.2. Gene Ontology annotation, biological process: proteolysis. The transcript has 3 exons. Bases 106 to 2058 code for a protein of 650 amino acids. The record is from RefSeq and is a predicted model, not a curated record. Gene Ontology annotation, molecular function: serine-type endopeptidase activity. NCBI's taxonomy places the organism in Eukaryota, Viridiplantae, Streptophyta, Magnoliopsida, Solanales, Solanaceae.
GCAACAACCUCAGAUAGUUCUCGUGAACCACCACGAUUGAUAUAUUCCUAUCGAAAUGUUAUAACAGGUUUUGCAGCUAAGUUAUCACUAGAAGAUUUAAAGGAAAUGGAGAAAAUGGAAGGAUUUGUCUCUGCACGCCCCGAGGGGCUACUUGAUUUGUACACCACACAUAGUGUAAAUUUCAUGGGGUUGAACCAGAACAUGGGGUUCUGGAAUGACUCGAAUUAUGGGAAAGGUGUGAUCAUUGGAGUUAUUGACACAGGAAUUUUCCCGGACCACCCUUCGUUUAGCGAUGAUGGGAUGCCACCUCCCCCUGCUAAAUGGAAGGGUAUAUGUCAAUUUAAUACCACAAAGUGCAACAACAAGAUCAUUGGCGCGAGGUACUUCCGCUACACGGAGAAUGAUCCAUGGGACGAAAAUGGACAUGGUACACAUACUGCUAGCACAGCAGCUGGACGUUUCGUUCCAGGUGCAAACAUUUUUGGCAAUGCUAAUGGCACAGCUGUGGGUGUUGCACCUCUAGCUCAUGUUGCCAUUUACAAAACGUGCUCUGCUAUUGGUUGCUCUGGGAGUGACGUUUUGGCUGCAAUAGAUAUGGCUAUUGAAGAUGGUGUCGAUGUACUUUCAAUUUCCCUUGGUAGUCGAGCUAGACAAUUCUAUGAAGACAUCAUUGCACUUGGUGCAUUUAGUGCUAUGGAAAGGGGAAUCUUUGUCAGCUGUUCUGCUGGAAAUUCAGGACCAUACAUUUUUUCAAUAUCUAAUGAUGCGCCCUGGAUUCUCACAGUUGGUGCAAGCACUAUCGACAGGAAAAUAAAGGCCACUGCUGUGCUUGGAAACAAUCAAGAAUUCGACGGAGAAUCAGCCUUUCAACCUAGUGACUUUCCUCCAACACUAUUGCCUCUUAUCUAUCCUGGAAUCAAUACUAGUGACAUUCUUGCUAAAUAUUGUUACCCUACUUCGCUGAGCAACACGAAUGUCAUGGGAAAGAUUGUGUUGUGUGUUGCUGGUAUAACAAGAGCAGUUGAUAAAGGAAUAGCAGUGAAGGCAGCUGGUGGUGCUGCCAUGAUUAUUAUGAAUCCAGAAUACUGGGCUAACACAACAUUAGCUGAAGCACAUGUCCUACCCAUGACACACGUUACCUAUGCUGAUGGUCUAAAAAUCCAAGAGUACAUAAACUCAACAACAACCCCCACUGCAACAAUCGUGUUCAAGGGGACUAUAAUCGGAGAUAAUCGUAAUCCAGUGGUUGCUGGAUUUUCUUCCAGGGGUCCAAGUUAUGCAAGUCCUAGAAUUCUGAAACCGGACAUUAUCGGUCCUGGGGUUAACAUUUUAGCAGCUUGGCAUAUUUCCUUGGAGAAUGACAUGAGAACAAACUCUACGUUUAACAUGAUUUCAGGUACCUCAGUGUCUUGUCCCCAUCUCAGUGGCGUUGCAGCGCUACUAAAAAGUAUUCACCCGGAUUGGUCUCCAGCUGCAAUUAAGUCAGCAAUUAUGACAACAGCCGAUGUCAUAAACCUCAAAUCCAACUUAAUCGAGGAUGAAACGUACCUUCCAGCCGAUGUCUUUGCCACAGGUGCAGGCCAUGUUAAUCCAUCAAAAGCAAAUGAUCCCGGCCUGAUAUAUGAUAUAAAGCCAUCCGAUUACAUACCUUAUUUAUGUGGUUUGAAUUACACGAACAGACAAGUUACUGUCAUUGUUCAGCGCAAAGUGAAUUGUUCGGAGAUUACUAGCAUCUUAGAAGGACAACUAAAUUAUCCAUCGUUUUCGAUUCAGGUCAGAAGCAACUCAGAAGUUCAAGUAUAUUCAAGAACUGUGACAAACGUAGGCAAAGCCAACUCAACUUACCGAGUUGAUAUUGAUUCACCGCGAGGCCUUGAUGUGAAAGUUGAACCAACUACACUUGUUUUUUCUGAGGUGAAACAAAAAUUGAGCUAUCAAGUGACAUUUACACCUUUUGCUACACCAAGUACCAUAUAUACUCAGGGAUCUCUCAGAUGGAUUUCUGAAAACCAUAUUGUUCGGAGCCCCAUUGCUGUUGGGUUUUCCGAUUUAUUUUGA